UUGAUUAUACCUGUUUUUACUUAUGGCAUUUCAGUAUGGGAUGUUGCUAGUUAUGAUGAGUGUCUUUCCCAAAUAGACAAGUUUCAGAAAAGAGCAGUUCGUUUUGGUUUCCUUAAGGAAGUUUCACCCGUUCUAAGUCUUUUAGAGGCCUCAGAUAGUAGGUUAUGGAAGAGUAAAACUACUUCUACUGAUAGCCCUUUGGUAUAUCUUCUCCCACCCAGUAAAACAAGAUUGCUAAGGAAUCGUGGUCAUUCCUAUGUACUUCCUCAAAUUAGGACUGAACAUUUUAAACGCUCUUUUAUUAAUAGAUGCCUCUUCAGUUUU
Molecule: messenger RNA, 324 nt
Organism: Porites lobata
Lineage: Eukaryota; Metazoa; Cnidaria; Anthozoa; Scleractinia; Poritidae
Source: the annotation of a GenBank genome assembly